AUGAAUCACUUCAAAUUUGGUAUCGCGCAACCUUGGCCUCCCAUCAGCAUCCCUAAGAAGGGCCGGAUUCGUCUCCUUCGAUAUUGCUUUGCGACCGCCAAGGCCAAAGCGGAACUUGACUGUCCACUCCAGAAGGGGUUCAAGAUAUGGGCCGACGCCAUCAAGACACCAGCCAGUGCUGCGAAUGGCCAUUGCCUCGGGUGGAUGGAGGUUCAUGACGGCAACGAAGAUAAGAAUGAGAGAAUGUAUCCGACCUGCUACCUCGAUGACUACAAGGACAAGAAAGAGCCUGGAACGUGGAACCCAAAAGUAAGCGCGGACGCUCUUGCAAUACACCUUGGGGCAGAAGAAGAAGCGCCAUACGCUAGUAUUGGGUACGACCAUCGCAAAACCACCGCCGGCCGUCAUUACAUGGUCAUGGGCUCGAAAAGCACCGAGCCUCAUCGGGUAGCCCACGAAAUCGGCCACGUCCUCGGCAUGGCUCACGAGCACUGCCGGUUUGACCGCGACGAAAACGUCCUUUUCCGGUGCGACAAACUAGUAGGCUACAAAGACGCCCUCAUCGCCGCCAGCGUCGCCGGCCACCAAGACGCCGCAGAGCGCCUCUGCACCGAGCAAGGCUUUGCGAACGAAUUCAACUUCGAAGCUGGUGCACAGUACAUCAAGAACGCCGCUUUCAACAGCAUCUACGCUCCCAUCAUGGACGAGGGCCCCUUUGACCUCGGCUCCAUCAUGAUUUAUCCGUCGAAUGCGUAUGCCGCGGACUCGAAUUGCUGGGAAAAGAACGAUAUCAGUGUUUGUCCGCUUGUUGCUGCGCGCUUUGGGUCCACAUGGGCGAUUCAGAUUAAUACGGCGCCGUCGGUGGGUGAUGUUAAUUUUGUCAGGGCGUGGUAUCCGUGGCUUGAAGAGUCGAAGGAACCUGGUGAUGAGAAGCCGAAGGAACCUGGUGCCGAGAAGCCGACGACGGGUUCUGGUGCUGUUGUUGUUGGUAAGCGUAGGGGAGACGAAGCAGAGCGUGAGUUUGUUAGAGUUCACCGUCUUGGGGUUAGAGAUGGGAAUGUUUUGGUGAAGGCAUCGUAG
This is a messenger RNA of Alternaria hordeiaustralica, 1080 nucleotides long. RefSeq lists its product as uncharacterized. Lineage: Eukaryota; Fungi; Ascomycota; Dothideomycetes; Pleosporales; Pleosporaceae. Bases 1 to 1080 code for a protein of 359 amino acids. The transcript has 2 exons. Gene Ontology annotation, molecular function: metalloendopeptidase activity. The record is from RefSeq and is a predicted model, not a curated record. Gene Ontology annotation, biological process: proteolysis.